GCUCUCGGUGAGCGCGUGUACAUAAAUUGCACGCGCCGGCUUCGUCGGUCGGUAACCCCGUGGGUACGCGUGGAGGAGGAAUUGCUCAGAACUUUGUUAGACUCACAAGUCCAUGGCUUUCCGCGCACACCGCAGCUGCGCUUGGAUGUUGCUUCUGGGAGCAUGCGUGUCGCUGGCAGCUGGAACCGACUGUGCAAAGGAGUGCGCGCUCUGCGUGUACCGCUUGCUCGUGCAACACUCUGGUUUCUCCACUUUGACAUGCUCACUCGAGUGUGAUGGCGAGUUGGACAGUGAGAAGCUCCGCCUCUGCUGGAACAUCCUACUGGACGAAGCAAACCAUGUUCCUUUUGAUGGGGUCCAAGAAGAACCAGAGGCAGCUGGCAUCAUCACAACUCAUGACGAGGAUGCAUCAUCACCAGGACACCAGCUGGCCAAGAAAUACGGCGGCUUUAUGAAGCGUUACGGUGGCUUCAUGUCUCGGCGUUCUUUUUCAGAAGGGUUGUUAGCUGAUUCCGUAAAUCAAGAUGAGGAAGACAAAAUACGGCGGGAGAUCCUGAAGAUCCUUAAUACGGUGUCUGAGCAUGGCAGAGAGGGGGGCAUUCAGGAUCGCGAAGCUGUAAAGCGGUACGGAGGCUUUUGGGGGCGUGCUGAUGACGGGGAGGUACAGGGUGACCUGCUGGAGGCAGUGUUGGGUCGUGGAUUGAGAAAGCGUUAUGGCGGGUUCAUGAGGCGUGUGGGCAGGCCCGAGUGGUUGGUGGACAGCAACAAGAAUGGGGAAGUAUCAAAGCGUGCAUGGGAAAAUGGCGAGCUACAGAAAAGGUAUGGCGGGUUCAUGGACUAGGAAUCCAGAGUUCAAACCCGAUUCACUUCUGCCGCAGAUAAUCCUAUUAUUCAACCGAGCACCUUCAUUUGGCUUUGUAUAAAGUGCUGCUGCCUAUACUUUGACGCUUCAGUGGGUCCUGUGAUAGCAUUAAAUAUUUGGAUGCAAUCUGUCAAAAGCAAAGUUUGGCUGUUUGGAAUUUGAAUAUAUUAUUUAUUAAAAUACUGUGUUGAUCGAG
Messenger RNA from Phycodurus eques (leafy seadragon), 1058 nucleotides. Its product is annotated as proenkephalin-A-like. The record is from RefSeq and is a predicted model, not a curated record. NCBI's taxonomy places the organism in Eukaryota, Metazoa, Chordata, Actinopteri, Syngnathiformes, Syngnathidae. Gene Ontology annotation, molecular function: opioid receptor binding. The transcript has 3 exons. Gene Ontology annotation, cellular component: dendrite; neuronal cell body; plasma membrane. Gene Ontology annotation, biological process: neuropeptide signaling pathway; chemical synaptic transmission; sensory perception. Bases 113 to 841 code for a protein of 242 amino acids.